AUGGAUGUUUCCGGGUUUGCAUUGAUCACCGGAGCUGCAUCGGGCAUUGGCCGAGCCUGCUCACUAGCAUUCGCUGCCGAGGGCGCUGCCGGCGUGGCCCUAUUCGACCUUAACCAGGCGUCUUUGUCGGCUGUCAAGGCCGAAAUCGAGCAGCAACUCUCCAAGCAAAAUAUAUCAAACAAAUGUCAAAUUGAAACCUACGUGGUCAACGUGGCAGAUGAGGACCAGGUCAACAGAUCCAUCUCGGCCGCUGCAAAAGCCUUUGGCCGUAUCGACUAUGUGGUCAACGCUGCAGGCAUUGCGAUGAAACACAAGGGUGGUGCAGCCUUUUGUGAAACCGCGGACUGGCAAAGAAUCAUGGAUGUCAACCUUACGGGAUCAUUCUAUGUUCUCAGAGCUGCGUGUAAGAUUAUGCUGGAGCAAGAACCUAUUCUUUCCACCAUUGAUCAACGGCCACUCCAGCGGGGCUCCAUUGUCAACUUUGGUUCUAUCCAGGCAGUUGUUGGACUACCUAUGUCGACAGCAUACACUGUCACUAAGCACGGAAUCAUGGGGCUGACUCGAACCGCGUCGGAGGAUUACGCAAAGGAUGGUGUGCGGAUCAAUGCUAUCUGUCCCGGAUACACUGAAACACCUUUGACGACUAAGCCGGAGAUCCUCGAAGUUAUGAAUGAGAAGGUUCAAAACAUGGUGCCGAUGCAGCGAAUGGGUUCAGCAAGAGAAAUUGCGGAUGGUGUGCUAUAUCUGGCUGGUGGCCGUGCUUCUUUCGUGACUGGAACUGCGCUUUUUGUGGAUGGUGGAUAUACCCAGCGAUAG
Messenger RNA from Penicillium concentricum, 816 nucleotides. Its product is annotated as SDR family NAD(P)-dependent oxidoreductase. The transcript has a single exon. Bases 1 to 816 code for a protein of 271 amino acids. The record is from RefSeq and is a predicted model, not a curated record. Lineage: Eukaryota; Fungi; Ascomycota; Eurotiomycetes; Eurotiales; Aspergillaceae. Gene Ontology annotation, molecular function: oxidoreductase activity, acting on the CH-OH group of donors, NAD or NADP as acceptor.